Corticium candelabrum is the source of this 363-nucleotide messenger RNA. RefSeq lists its product as uncharacterized. NCBI's taxonomy places the organism in Eukaryota, Metazoa, Porifera, Homoscleromorpha, Homosclerophorida, Plakinidae. The transcript is spliced from 6 exons. Gene Ontology annotation, molecular function: protein binding. The coding region runs from base 28 to 363 and encodes 111 amino acids. The record is from RefSeq and is a predicted model, not a curated record.
UUGUUAGGACCUACAUCCGGGCACUUUAUGGAAUGUCCACUAGCAGUUCGACAAUCUUUCGAUACAUCUGCUGCAGAAACUUACGUGCUUGAACUUGCGGUGCCUCCAAGGGAAUUACUUGGCAGUGCUGCAUUGCAAGUGAUUGCUGUCGCCGGUUCAGACAAUGCAGUAAAGAUCUACUCUUGUGAUGACUUACAAACGAAAGCUCAGCUGAAAAACAAUACAAUCAGUCCUACAAACGUGGUGACAGGACUUCAGUUUGCACCUGAUAAUCCACAUAUUGUUUACUUUUCCUUAUUGGAUGGAUGUAUUCAGUGCUGGGAUAUGAGGUCAUCAAAACCAGUGCAGACGUACACGGUAUGA